UUAUUAUUAUUUUCUUAUACGUCCUCAUGUCCUUUUUUCCCUUUCGUCUCCUUUUCCUUCUGAAAAUUUUCUUUCCUUGGUGAUAAAACGAGCUCGUAACGUGCGUUUUUUUUUUUUCUUUUUUAUACCGCUGAUAUCUUAAACGUACGCGUAGAAAUUCGCGAGUGCACUUUGAUGGGAAUUUAUCAAAUGAGUUAAAGAAAAGGAAGAAAAGGGAGGAAGAAAAUAAAGUGGGGAAGGAAAAAAAGGUGCAGGAGUAAUAAAUAAAAGAGUAGAAAGAGGAAGAGGAAGAGGAAGAGGAAAAGGAAAAGGAAAAGGAGAAAAAGGAACAACACUUAGCAAGGCUCCUAAUAUUUUUGUGAUUGUGAGAUGGUGUUCGUGAACGUGCUGAUGUUGGUUGCUACCCUCUGAAAAAGAAAAUUAGUAGGAAUGAUAUAGCAUUGUAUUAAAGAAAAAGAGAAAAAAAGAAACAAAGGAAAAACAGGAAAAAAAAGGAAAACUAAACUAAAAGAAAAAGAAAAAAAGAGAACAAAAAGCAACGAACGUUUUUUCUUAGCAAUGAAGAAGAAUAUUUACGAGUUGACAAAUGCCGGCGGUAUGAUUCGUCGGGAAGAUAUCGACGAUGAGUUCCUGCCUUUGGUUGUACGAGGAGAAGGUUACGAUAGUUAUUAACGAAGAAGAUAGAGAGGAGAGGAGUAGAAUAGAUCAAAGAAGGAUAGGAAGAAGGAGAAUAAGGAGGAAAGAAAAGAGAAAGAAAAAGAAGAGGAAUAAAAAUAACAAGGUGAUAUCGAUAGGAUCAUACGAGAUGAAAGGUACAAGGUGAUGAAUAAAGAGCAGAGAUCCCAAUGAUAUCUCGGCGAGGUGGAAGCGAGGGGUGUAAAGGUCCACCCAGUAGUCCGCUGAGUAGCGGUUCCGAGGACAACGGAUUCGUUAAUCGUCCUCGGGUGGCGGGUCUCUACGUGAAGAAUCUUAGCAGAGAAGAACUGGAUAGUUUGGCGGAAGAAGGAAUUUAUGGGCCAAAGGGAGACCCAAACGAGAGAAGGAGGAACGGUGGUAGUCAAAGAAGUUUGAAUCUUCCCGGUCCGAGUCGAGAAUUCGAAGGACAUCAUCGUUAUCCUGUUGCAACAUCUAGAACACCCCAACCACCCAGAAGAUCGGCUAUUGGUGUUAGAUACAAUGAAACCGAAAGAAGACUCGAUCAUCAUGGUUCCGUGCCGAUCGAAAGAGUUUGGUCUCGGCGUUGUUUCGAUGGGGGUUCGAGGCACAACUCUCCUGUCCGGGAAUCCUUCGGAUCGGUCGACAGUUGGAAGUCGCCUCUUGCCAUGCGAAGAAUCGGCAAUUCGCCAAGAGGAAGUUCCGUGGAUUUACGAGUAUCGAAAGAUUCUACGAGAUCCUCCAGUUCACGUAAUACGGAUUUUGCGUUCGAAAGGAGCCGUUCGAGGAGCCCCGAGGAACCACCAAUUCCACCACCGAGAAGAACGCGUACGAGACCGGACGAUCAGGGUGAAGGGGACUCGCCGAAGAAACAACCAGCAAGACGCUCGCCACCACCAUACGCGGGUUUGAGUCCACCCGAGUAUACGCUUUACGACGAAUAUGAUUACGAGGAUAGCCUGUCCAGGUUAUUUCCAAGAUGCGCUACAGCGAGACCCUAUGCCGAUAGUCCUCAGUACGAUAAUUCACAGAUAACGAAGAAUUCUGAUCGAGACAUUCCUGGAGUAACGGAGACUGAAUUAAUACAAUCUACGACGAAGGGUAUUGUCAAUGAUAAAAAAGAAGAUUCUAAUCAAGUCGAUACAAUGCGCGACAAAACUAGUCCGAUUUCUAGGGAGGAUGAUAAUAGGAAGGAUUCACCGACGAAAAAAUCAUCGAGAGUUCAGGAUAGUACGAGAUUACGUCCACCGUUGGUUGGGACCGCUGGUACCUCGGCAGACUCUGGUACCGGCGAUACCGGAAGUGCCGAGAUUCAAGCGGACACUAUAGGAACACCAAGAGAAAACUCGACCAUAGCCCUCGAUACGAUCGUUGUUAACAUCGAAGGCAAAUCUCCUGGAUCUAAGACACCCGGCAAGGCUGCCAAACAAACAGUCAAACCAUUUACCAAAGAAAGCCUGGACAGGAUAGAAAAUCGUACGGUGCAAUUGGUCAGAGAUUAUGGAUUUCAACCGAAAAGGAAGAUGUCUGUUGAAGAUGGUGCCGUUUUGCCAAUGAAAUUCGAACCUUUCCCGACCGAACUUUAUGGCAGACCACUCGAAGAAAUCGAUAACUUUAUAUACGACGAGACUUUCUGCGUGGUGUCGAAGAGAUUUCGAAAAAAUUACAUCCAUAGGUUCACUGCAACCAAUAGUUGGUUUCUAUUUUCCCCGUGGAAUCCUAUAAGACGGUGCUGCAUCUUCCUGAGUACUAAUCAGUACUUCGAUUACAUGGUCAUGGCUACUAUACUACUUAAUUGCGUCUUCCUGGCCAUGACCGAAACCGUCGAAGAAGCCGAAUAUAUCUUCCUAGCCAUAUACACGGCGGAAAUGGUGAUAAAAUCAAUAGCUAAAGGAUUUAUAUUGAACAAGUACACCUACCUACGAAAUCCCUGGAAUUGGUUGGAUUUUGUGGUGAUAACUAGCGGUUACGCAACAAUCGGUAUGGACGUUGGAAAUUUGGCUGGCCUUAGGACAUUCAGGGUGUUGAGAGCAUUUAAGACUGUAUCCAUUAUGCCAGGCUUAAAGACUAUUAUUAACGCGCUCUUGCACAGCUUCAAGCAACUAGCCGAGGUAAUGACACUUACGAUCUUCUGCCUGAUGGUUUUUGCCCUGUUCGCUUUACAAGUUUACAUGGGUGAACUUAGGAACAAAUGCGUGAAGCAUCAAGAACCAAACACCACGCAGAUUGAUUGGAAGGAGUGGGCUUGGAACUCGUCCAACUGGGCUUUGAACGAGUACGAUGAGCCAAUCAUCUGUGGCAAUGUAACCGGGGCCAGACAUUGUAACGAGAGCUACACCUGCCUCUGCGUUGGCCCGAAUCCAAACCACGGUUACACCAACUUCGAUAACUUCUUGUGGUCCAUGCUCACCACGUUCCAGCUGAUUACUCUAGACUUUUGGGAGGACGUCUAUAACAAGGUAUUGUCGGCGUGCGGACCUAUUAGCGUCUCGUUCUUCACGGUGGUCGUGUUCUUUGGUUCAUUUUAUCUAAUUAAUUUGAUGCUAGCUGUCGUAGCACUUAGCUACGAGGAGGAAGCCGAAAUUACGAACGAGGAAAGAAGAAAGGAUUUAACCGACCAUCGUGACGACUCGACGUUUAGUUUCGACCCGACGAAGAUCAACAUUAAGACCCUCACAAAAGAAAAACAGAAAAAGAUAGAUGCCAGGAAGGGUGUACUUUUAAGCAGUUACACGAGAAAAAAGACAAGAAGAAGAAAACGUGGUAGGAGUUCUGCGGGCCAAGAAAAAAAUGGUGGCGCACGUAGCAGGUCAGUUACACCAAGUCCAAGUCCAAGUCCAAGACAUUCAAGUGUCAGACCAUCACAUCUUCCGUUACAAAAUGUAACACCUAGGCCACCGGAAGGAAAUACGGUGCAUAGGUUAGCGCCAAAUCGUGGUAUGUUGCAUUCGAGACAAGCAAGUAACAACAGUAAUCAACAAUCUUCAUUGGAUGAUUCUGGUGUGGUCGAUGAUCACGACGGUGACGAUGUUACGUCUGCCGAGGAACAUGAUAAACGUGAACAUCGGGAACACAGGGUAGAAACUCAGGAUAAGGAUAAUAAUCAAGAGGAUGACGAGGAUCAAAACAAUCCUGAAUCUUCUUUACGUCCUGAUUAUCCAACCGCUCCUGUUACCGUUUCCGUUAAGACUAGCAAUCGAGAGAUCAGAGUUCUCAAGUGCAACGGCGUCAAAACGAAGAAACAUAUGUACGCGCUGCCUCCAGAGUACCUGUCGCAUAUUGUAGUUUUAGACGAUCUUCCAGAUAGAAACUGCGAGAAGUGCAUUCAAUGUUGCGUAGACUACGAGGGAUGGUUACGCUUUCAAAAUUGUCUAUAUAAGGUGGUAAGAGAUCCGCUGUUCGAGUUGAUGAUCACCCUCUGUAUCGUAUUGAACACUGGUUUUCUGGCGAUGGAACAUCACGGUAUGAGCGAAUCGAUACGUCAAGCAUUAAACAUCGGCAACAAAGUGUUCACAAGUAUCUUCACGUUCGAAUGCUUUUUAAAAUUGCUCGCACUUAGCAAGGAUUUCUUUAACAACGGUUGGAACAUUUUCGAUUUGAUAAUAGUAUCGGCCUCGUUGAUAGAUCUGACCUUCGAAUUAGUCGACGGUUUAUCAGUGAUAAGAGGUCUCAGACUGUUACGAGUAUUAAAGUUAGCACAAUCUUGGACAACGAUGAAGGUCUUACUCAGUAUAAUCAUUUCAACGAUCGGUGCUUUAGGUAAUCUAACAUUUGUCCUUGUUAUCGUCAUUUAUAUAUUCGCUGUUAUCGGGAUGCAGUUGUUCAGUAAGGAUUACACGUCGGAGAAGUUUUAUCCUGAUCCUGUACCACGUUGGAACUUCAACGAUUUCUUCCAUUCGUUCAUGAUGAUAUUUCGUAUACUUUGCGGCGAAUGGAUCGAACCAUUAUGGGAUUGCAUGCGUGCCGAAAAAGAGGAAGGUGCUGGCACCUGUUUCGCUAUAUUUCUACCGGCAUUGGUGAUGGGUAAUUUCAUGGUACUCAAUCUCUUCUUGGCCUUGUUGCUCAACAGUUUUAAUUCCGAGGAAUUGAAGCAGAAAAAGGAGGAAGUUGGGAAGGAUUCGAAAUUGGCUAGAUCCGUAGAUAGGAUACGUUCGAUUGUUAAAAAGAAAAAAUAUCGGAAAGAAAAUUCGGAAAACGAGAAGAACAUGAGAUUGGAACAAAUAGUCAGAGAAGUUAUGGAUCAAUCGGACAAAGAGAAAUAUGCGAUACAAGAGACGGUAUUAAGCCUUCCUAAAGACAAUAUUUAUAACAGGUCAUAUCAAGAGAGUCUCAAUCAACCUGUCUUCACGUACGAACCUGUAUAUCGUCAAGCUACGUUGACCACUUAUAGUCAGAGCAGUCAAGAAACCGUUAAGGAAAAUAAAAGGUCUGGGGAAAAGGAUGAAAGCAAUGAUACAAACGUUGAAGAAAGUAUUGAAAUGGACGUUUUGAAGGAUUCCAGUAAAGCAGAUGAGGAAGUUGCUAUGUUGCCGGAAGAAAAACCAUCCCAUCCUAUACGAAAAGAGGAAAGGAUAGAAAAACGACCUUGGCAUGCAUUGGUCAGUUACGUUGACGAGUUAACUGUCGGUGGUAGAAGAGAUAGCAAAGGAAGAUACAUUGAUGGGAUGGGUUCGUUUCCCAUGUUUGGUAGGAACAAAGAGCCAAAGGAACCUCAGGAUUGUUUUCCACAACAUUGUUAUCAAAAAUGUAGCUGUAUUAAUAGUUGCAUCCGAACCGAUGUCGGAAGAAAAUGGAUAAGAAUCCGAACGGUAGUUUUAUCGGUAGUCGACACACCUGCCUUCGAAUGGAUGAUCCUAGUGUUGAUUUUUGCAUCCUCCAUUACACUUUGCUUCGAGGAUAUAUACCUGGACGAUAAUCCAUUUCUUAAAAAAAUCCUUUAUUGGACCAAUCUCGCUUUCUGCGCGUUGUUCAGCAUCGAGAUGCUUCUCAAGUGGUUGGCUUUAGGAUUCUGUAAAUACUUCACCAGUUUCUGGACGAUCCUGGAUUUUAUAAUAGUUUUCAUCGACAAGAAACAAACAAAUACAACAAUUCUAAAACAACUUAACAAUUUGAAACGUUGUUUCGGUGUUCUCUUUUUCUGUGUGUUUUAUGUGAUGCCUCGUGGACACAGGUACGUCAAAUUAUUACGCUUGAUUGUUUUUCUUAACAGCAUCGUAGUGAACGCGUUGAUGUAUGCAAUACCUAGUAUAUUCAACGUGCUCCUCGUCUGUCUCGUGUUCUGGCUUAUUUUUUCGAUUAUGGGUGUCCAAUUUUUUGGUGGUAAAUUCUUCAAAUGUCUUGACGAGUACGGUGAAUUAUUGGACAUAACGAUAAUAAAUACCAAGGACGAUUGCCUAAAUCAAAAUUAUUCAUGGGAGAACAGUAAGAUAACAUUCGAUCACGUUGGAAUCGCAUACUUGGCAUUAUUUCAAGUGGCCACAUUCGAAGGUUGGAUGGAAGUAAUGGAAGAUGCUGUUGAUGCCAGGGGUGUAGAUUUACAACCCCAAAGGGAAGCUAAUCUUUGGGCUUACCUUUAUUUCGUAAUAUUCAUCGUUUGUGGUUCCUUCUUUACAUUGAAUCUAUUCAUCGGAGUGAUCAUAGAUAACUUUAACAUGUUAAAAAAGAAGUACGAAGGUGGCGUGCUAGAAAUGUUUUUGACCGAGAGUCAAAAACACUACUACACUGCCAUGAAAAAGCUCGGCCGUAAAAAGCCGCAAAAAGUAAUAAAACGUCCGAUCAACCAAUUCCUCGCAAUGUUCUACGACCUGUCCAAUUCCCGAAGAUUCGAAAUAGCGAUCUUCGUUUUGAUAUUUCUCAACAUGCUGACGAUGGGAAUCGAACAUUACGAUCAACCACAUCCAAUAUUUUUCGUCCUUGAAGUAUCUAACGCAUUCUUUACGACGGUAUUUGGUUUGGAAGCAAUAGUGAAGAUAAUUGGAUUGCGUUAUCAUUAUUUCACCGUACCAUGGAACCUAUUCGAUUUUUUACUCGUCUUAGCAUCGAUAUUGGGAAUACUUAUGGAAGAUAUUAUGAUGGACUUUCCCGUGUCCCCGACGCUCUUGCGGGUGGUGAGGGUGUUCAGAAUUGGUAGGAUCUUAAGGCUCAUUAAAGCUGCUAAGGGUAUUCGUAAACUUUUAUUUGCAUUGGUGGUCAGUCUUCCGGCAUUAUUCAACAUCGGAGCAUUGCUUGCUUUGAUUACCUUCAUUUACGCCAUUAUUGGUAUGUCAGUGUUUGGACAUGUCAGGAAACAAGGAGCUUUGGAUGACAUGGUAAACUUUGAAACGUUCGGUCGUAGCAUGCAAUUACUUUUUCGUCUGAUGACUUCGGCUGGCUGGAAUGAUGUAUUAGAAUCACUUAUGGUACAAGCACCUGAUUGCGAUCCGACCCCGACCAGUAGGAAAAUGAACGGCGACUGCGGAUAUCCUUUAUUGGCAAUUACCUACUUCACUUCCUUUAUCAUCAUCAGUUAUAUGAUAGUUAUCAACAUGUACAUCGCUAUUAUUUUGGAAAACUUCAAUCAGGCUCAUCAGGAAGAAGAAAUUGGUAUCGUCGAGGAUGACCUAGAAAUGUUUUAUAUUCGUUGGUCAAAAUAUGAUCCACAUGCAACCCAAUUUAUCAGUUUCUCGCAGCUAAGUGAUUUCAUAGCGAGCCUAGACCCACCUCUGGGAAUAUCAAAGCCCAAUGUCGUAGCGUUGGUAAGCUUUAAUCUUCCCAUCGCGAAGGGUAACAAGAUCCAUUGUCUGGACAUCCUGCACGCACUUGUCAAGCACGUUCUUGGACACGUUGAAGAAUCCGAUGAUUUUCGUAAGCUUCAAGAACAAAUGGACGUUAAGUUCAAGAAGCAAUUCCCAACGAGAAAGGAAUUGGAAAUAGUGUCUUCCACCAGAAUUUGGAAACGUCAGGAUAAAGCUGCCAGGCUCAUUCAACGUACGAUUAGAGAAUUUAUUGCGAUGAAGAAGGAAAGGGAAAGGAUUGCGCACGAGGUGGAUUCACAGACGCAAACAUCGAGUCCUGGUGGUGUGGGGAGUGAUGGUAGGGGCGGGGGUGGUUGGGGUGGAAAGCUGUCGGCCCUGCUGCACGUACACCGAGGUAGCCGGGCCAGUAGCCGCAAGUCCUCCAGGGCCAGCGACGCCAGCGAUCUCAGUGAGCUCGGGACAGCAUCAGCGUGGCUAUUUCCAAAUCUACCCCUGCUGUUGCUCUCCGGCGCCACGGGAACCCACGAGGACCUGCAACCCCCCGCCCUUACCGUGUCCCGUCCCUCACCAACCACGGAACAACCAUCGGCCACCUCAAGUUCUGGAUCUGAUUCUCACAUUACUGUUAGAUCGCUCGGUGCGACGUUGGGCCGUCAGGACGCCGUGGAAACUUAUCCAGACGAAGACGUCCUGAGUCCACCGAGUUCGAAACGAAGUUCACUGCGUACCAGCGGUACGACGUUGUCCCUGAACACUCUCCAACGCGACAUUAAAGAGGCCUUCAAUCGUCGUUGCAGUAGUCUUCGAAAACGUCCACUAGUACCAGUAUUACAACCAUCGCAAUUACCCUUAACUAUAGCAACAGGAACAGCACCUGCAAUAACAACAACAACAACAACAACAACUGCAACUGGAUCAACUGGGUUAGUAGGAGUAGCACCGACAACAGAACCAAUAUCACUUCCAAUAGGUGACGGAAGUGACUCAGUCAGUAUACUCGUAACAGAACCGAGUCCAGAAAAUUCUGCACCACCAUCUAGACCGCCAUUGAUCAGACAACAAUCUGAAGCUACGGUUGUUCACGUACUCGUUCAUAGAGAAAGCGAGGAAUAUCAAGAAACCCCCGACGAUAGCUGAUCCUAAUUCGAUUAGGGACUUUUUUUUCAAUCAAAGAUUUCAAAUAACUCUAUUUCAUUUGUGAAGAUAGAAGAGAAAAAAGAAAGAGAGACAGAGAGAGAGAGAGAGAAAGAGAAAGAGAAUAUCUGAGAAAAUAUAGAAUUUCUGUAAUUACAUUUAACUCUAACAAAAGCCAAUAAGAAUUAAAUUAUUGAGAGAAUUAGGUAUACAUUAUUAUACUUGAAAGGAAGAAUUUAACACGAUCUACGUUAAUUCUUCUUAUUCAUCAUCUUCUUCUUCUUCUUCUUAUUCUUCUAAUUCUUAUUAUUCUUAUUCUUAUUCUUAUUCUAACCCUUAUCGGACGUUAGUGUCACCUCUCCCCCAUGACAAUGGCUUUUUGCGAAAUGAAGAUAAAGAAAAAUAAAAUAAAAUAAUAAAAAAAUAUAAAUCAAAAUAAAUCUCAAUAAUUUCUAUAACAAUAAUGUUAUUAUAUUACAAUCCUAAAAAGUUUUUGCAUAUUUAUCGAAAUCAGCUAUAACUUAAUGAGAAACGCGUGAAAAAAAAAUACUGACGACCGAUAAGGGGCUAAUAUAAUACGAUUAGGGAAACAAAUGAAUCGAUCGAAUAAUUAACAAAAAAUAACAUACGAACACACGUAUACAUAUAGAAAAAAGAGAAAGAGCCGUUCUCUCUCGCGCAUAGGUUUAUAUAUAAUAUUCUUAUUAAGUAUUAAAUAUAUUAUUAUUAUCAUCGAUUAAGAUCUCGCGAAAACGAAACUCUCGUUAAGAAUUCGAAUCUAGAGACUCUUUAUAUUUCAAUUCUCUAUAAUUAGCAUUUUUAGAAGGAGAAUAAUAUUAAUAUAUUAAUAAUAAUAAUAAUAAUAAUA
Molecule: messenger RNA, 9390 nt
Organism: Polistes canadensis
Lineage: Eukaryota; Metazoa; Arthropoda; Insecta; Hymenoptera; Vespidae
Gene: NaCP60E
Product: sodium channel protein 60E
Exons: 22
Coding region: 846-8525 (2559 amino acids)
Biological process (GO): neuronal action potential; sodium ion transmembrane transport; membrane depolarization during action potential
Cellular component (GO): voltage-gated sodium channel complex; plasma membrane
Molecular function (GO): voltage-gated sodium channel activity
Source: RefSeq, a predicted model, not a curated record